Molecule: messenger RNA, 675 nt
Organism: Plasmodium coatneyi
Lineage: Eukaryota; Apicomplexa; Aconoidasida; Haemosporida; Plasmodiidae
Exons: 1
Coding region: 1-675 (224 amino acids)
Source: RefSeq, a predicted model, not a curated record
AUGGAAAAUGAAGACUCCCUGGAUGGCAGCACGAGCAGUGAAGAGGACCCCCGUGAAGAGAAAGCAAAGUAUAACUCAACCUCCCCAGGAUGUUGCUACACUUUUUCAAGCGAAGUGCUCAAGUUGAGUGUCAUUUCCUACUACUUUUGGACGUCCUUUUGUUACAUAGUUGGAUCGAUCACAUUUAUAUGUGGCUACACAACUUCCUCCUUAAGAAUACAUGACCAAAUAGUCUGUGCAGCGUCGUCCAACGUGUAUGUCUUUUCAUCCUUGUGGUUACUUAUUGGGAUAAUUUCUGUAGCCACUUGUAUAUGUUACGCCAUGGCUCUGGAUGGAGAAGGGAACCAAAUACAGGCGGCAAAAAACUCCCCUUUAUUUUUGAACCUACUUGGGAUCCUGUGCAAAACCGUCCCCACCAUUGUUCGCGUCGUCCACAUUUUCAAUUUAUUUCAAUUAUACGUAAUGACCAUCGAUGUGAUGAUUUUGCCGGAGUGCAAUUCUUUCGUCGUGAGAUUUGUUUUGUUCCUUGUUCAUAUUUUGUGGUGGACUAUUGUAUUUUUGGGGAUCGUCUCUAGGAGGAGGAUAUUCCUUCCUCCUCAUUUGUACAAACCGAUAACCAACGACGUGGGGUACUUUGUCCAUGUCAAUAACAUGUUGCACUCUUUUGGCCUAUAA